This is a messenger RNA of Penicillium arizonense, 417 nucleotides long. RefSeq lists its product as uncharacterized. The transcript is spliced from 2 exons. Lineage: Eukaryota; Fungi; Ascomycota; Eurotiomycetes; Eurotiales; Aspergillaceae. The record is from RefSeq and is a predicted model, not a curated record. Bases 1 to 417 code for a protein of 138 amino acids.
AUGCCACCGACCAACAUCGCUGACGACGCCUUUUUGGAGUUGAAGAACCUGGCGACAUGGGUCUACAAAACAGCCGAAAUGGGGGAGGAGAAGGGGGAAAAGAACCUUUCCAGAUGUAUGGAUAAAGAAGCUCGUGAAGCGAAAGUACGACCGUUAUUGGAGAAACUGGGUUAUGACAAAAUACAGGGCCAUCUUGUUGGACUAUUGCGAAUAUAUGGGAGCAGUUCGAUCGAGAAGCCUGAUAAUUAUCGAUCGUUGUUGUUUUUUCCACUGUCUAUUGGCUCGGGGCCUGAAAGCAUAGUGUCAGGAGAGGUGCAGGUUGCAGGCGAAGUUCUUAAGCCUGGCACCUAUAUCCAACUCACGAGCACUUUGAACUUGGAUGCUCAAUUGGAUUGUCUUAUCGUCCUUCUGCCUUAG